Messenger RNA from Punica granatum (pomegranate), 1317 nucleotides. Lineage: Eukaryota; Viridiplantae; Streptophyta; Magnoliopsida; Myrtales; Lythraceae. The record is from RefSeq and is a predicted model, not a curated record.
AUGGCUACCCUGGACCUCACUCGAGAUCUUGAAGAGGAUUUCCCUCCAGUGUCUCUGCCUACUUCCUCAUCAUCAUCUGCUACUCUCUGUUGCUCCAUCACUCUUCCUCUUGCCGCCUCAACUACGAUGGAGCUUGGCUGUCGCAGGAAGCCCAGAGAGCCUGGUGUCACCCGAUAUGAGGAGGACUUUCAGCUCUAUCAAGGAAGGCUUUCUGAGUUCACCUUGAAGGAGCUGAAAGUUGCCACCAACAAUUUUAGCAACAAAAACAUUUUGGGGAGAGGUGGAUUCGGCCAAGUCUACAAGGGGCAGUUGGCUAAUGGCUACGUUGCUGCAAUCAAAAGGGGCAGGGAAGUUUCAGAUACAAGUGUGUUGAUGUUCCACGCAGAAGUGAAAGCCGGCAACCAGCUCAACCAUCCAAAUGUUGCUCCUUUGCUCGGUUUCUGCACCUCGUCAAAGUCAAAAGACAAUUUGCUGGUCUACCCAUUUAUGGUUAAUGGGAGUGUAGCAUCUCAUUUGAAAGAUCGUAUAGGAUCCCAGCCUCCGCUUAGCUGGCAUAUGCGGAUGAAGGUGGCGCUUGGAGCCGCAAGAGGACUUCGCCAUCUGCACAGUCUAAAUAUAAUUCACCGUGACAUCAAGGCCUCCAACAUUCUGUUGGAUGAGAGGUUUGAGCCUCUCAUUGGAGACCUAGGGCUUGCUCUCUUUGCAGCAGAGAGGAGACGAGCACAAAUUGAACGUGUGGCUGAAUCUGAAAGGGGAGCUGCCGACCUUGCCCUCUGCAAUGGCAGAACCAACAAGGCAGAGUGCCAGCUUGAGGACCUUACUGUUCAUACUUCUGUACGCGGCACGAUUGGAUAUAUUGCUCCCGAGUACAUCUCGAGGGGCCAAUGCACAAAGAAGAGCGAUAUCUUUAGUUUCGGGAUUAUGCUUCUUGAACUUCUCGGAGGCCGACGUGUCUAUGAACUUUGUCGGCUCGCAAUUGAGGAAGGUGCAGAGUUGGUUGACUGGGUGAUAGGACUCCUCAAAAACAAUGAAUUAGAGAGGUUGAUCGAUAAGGAUAUCCGAGGUGAUUACAAUGAGGGAGAGGUCCGGCAGCUAACCAAGAUAGCUCUUUUGUGCACGGAGCAUGAACCCAAGGAACGACCAAGCGCAGGGGAACUAGUCCAACUUAUCAAAGGUGAUGGAUGGCAUGAAAGAUGGGAGAAUCAAGUGGAUUAUAUUGUGUUAAAGGAAGAACUGUCUAUGAGGCCAACAUGCGAUUGGAUCGUCAUUGACUCUGUUUCUCGUCUCCGUCCAGAGGAAUUGUCGGGUCCCAGAUAA